AUGACUGAGAGCAACUUCUCGGACGACGACAUCUUCCUUCACCUCUCAUGCCGCCCACGCCAUAUUCUCGACAAUGUGAUCCCAGUUGACGAGUCGACAAAGCCAACAUUUACACCCUUCCAACGCGAAUGCCGAUCGUCUCUAGGACAGCUUGACAAACUACCUCUCGAAAUUCUGCACGAGUCUCUUGGAUACUUGCAUCUCCAGUCCCUAUCGCGUCUAUCUCGUGUCUCUCUGCGCGGCAAAGCCGUCGUUGAAUCUCUUCGCGAGCAUGGAAAUAUCGUCUCAGCCGCAGGUCAUACCUUCGAAAUCCUAAAUCGGGCCAGGAUUCUUGGCUUGCACUCUGUUACCACGCUUCAUGCUGCCCUAUGUUCUGAGCGAAGUAUAUCCUGCGGCGCAUAG
Messenger RNA from Mytilinidion resinicola, 402 nucleotides. RefSeq lists its product as uncharacterized. The transcript has a single exon. The record is from RefSeq and is a predicted model, not a curated record. Gene Ontology annotation, molecular function: protein binding. Lineage: Eukaryota; Fungi; Ascomycota; Dothideomycetes; Mytilinidiales; Mytilinidiaceae. Bases 1 to 402 code for a protein of 133 amino acids.